Mesoplodon densirostris (Blainville's beaked whale) is the source of this 1110-nucleotide messenger RNA. RefSeq names its product cyclin dependent kinase 5 regulatory subunit 2 (gene CDK5R2). Bases 1 to 1110 code for a protein of 369 amino acids. Gene Ontology annotation, cellular component: protein kinase 5 complex; cytoplasm. Lineage: Eukaryota; Metazoa; Chordata; Mammalia; Artiodactyla; Ziphiidae. The transcript has a single exon. The record is from RefSeq and is a predicted model, not a curated record. Gene Ontology annotation, molecular function: cyclin-dependent protein serine/threonine kinase activator activity; protein kinase binding. Gene Ontology annotation, biological process: brain development; positive regulation of cyclin-dependent protein serine/threonine kinase activity; activation of protein kinase activity.
AUGGGCACGGUGCUGUCUCUUUCCCCCGCCUCCUCGGCCAAGGGCCGGAGGCCCGGCGGGCUGCCCGAGGAGAAGAAGAAGGCGCCGCCCUCGGGAGACGAGGCGCUGGGGGGAUACGGGGCGCCGCCAGUAGGCAAGGGCGGUAAAGGCGAGAGCCGGCUCAAGCGGCCGUCCGUGCUCAUCUCGGCCCUCACCUGGAAGCGUCUGGUGGCCGCGUCUGCCAAGAAGAAGAAAGGUAGCAAGAAGGUGACGCCCAAGCCGGCGUCCACCGGCGCCGACUCCUUGGUCCAGCAACGCAACCGCGAGAACCUUCUCCGCAAGGGUCGGGACCCCCCCGACGGCGGCGGCGCCGCCAAGCCCCUGGCGGUGCCCGUGCCCACCGUGCCCGCGGCCGCCGCCACCUGCGAGCCGCCGUCGGGGAGCAGCGCUGUCGCCCCACCUCCAGGCUCCGGCGGAGGAAAACCGCCGCCGCCGCCGCCCCCAGCCCCGCAGGCGGCGCCGCCGGUACCUGGCGGCUCGCCGCGGCGGGUCAUCGUGCAGGCGUCUACGGGGGAGCUGCUGCGCUGCCUGGGCGACUUCGUGUGCCGACGCUGCUACCGUCUCAAGGAGCUAAGCCCAGGCGAGCUGGUGGGCUGGUUCCGCGGAGUGGACCGCUCGCUGCUGCUGCAGGGCUGGCAAGACCAGGCCUUCAUUACGCCCGCCAACCUGGUGUUCGUGUACCUGCUGUGCCGCGAGUCGCUGCGCGGGGAUGAGCUGGCGUCGGCCGCCGAGCUGCAGGCUGCCUUCCUCACCUGCCUCUACCUCGCCUACUCCUACAUGGGCAACGAGAUCUCCUACCCGCUCAAGCCCUUCCUCGUGGAGCCCGACAAGGAGCGCUUCUGGCAACGCUGCCUGCGCCUCAUCCAGCGGCUCAGUCCGCAGAUGCUGCGGCUCAACGCCGACCCCCACUUCUUCACGCAGGUCUUCCAAGACCUCAAGAACGAGGGCGAGGCCGCUGCCGGCGCCGGGGGUCCUCCCAGCGGGGGAGCGCCCGCGGCCUCCUCCUCCUCGGCCGCCAGGGACAGCUGCGCGACUGGAGCCAAGCACUGGACUAUGAACCUGGACCGCUAG